Microthlaspi erraticum is the source of this 603-nucleotide messenger RNA. NCBI's taxonomy places the organism in Eukaryota, Viridiplantae, Streptophyta, Magnoliopsida, Brassicales, Brassicaceae. The record is from the annotation of a GenBank genome assembly.
AUGGCUAUGUCUCAGGUGGUGAACACGUACCCGCUUUCGAACUACAGUUUCGGAACGAAAGAGCCGAAGCUGGAAAAGGACACCUCCGUCGCCGACCGACUCGCUCGUAUGAAAGUCAACUACAUGAAAGAGGGCAUGAGGACAAGCGUUGAAGGGAUUCUGCUGGUACAAGAACACAACCACCCUCAUAUACUUCUCCUGCAAAUUGGGAACACAUUCUGCAAACUUCCAGGUGGACGCCUGAAGCCUGGAGAAAAUGAAGUUGAAGGCCUGAAAAGAAAGUUGACCAGUAAGCUUGGAGGCAAUUCAGCUGCUCUUGUUCCUGACUGGAAGGUAGGAGAGUGUGUUGCAACAUGGUGGCGUCCAAACUUUGAAACCAUGAUGUACCCGUAUUGCCCUCCUCACAUCACCAAACCAAAGGAAUGCAAGAGGCUCUAUGUGGUUCACUUGUCUGAGAAAGAGUACUUUGCUGUGCCCAAAAACCUGAAACUCUUGGCCGUCCCUUUGUUUGAACUCUAUGACAAUGUUCAGAGAUAUGGACCGGUUAUAUCAACCAUUCCUCAACAGCUAUCCAGAUUCCAUUUCAACAUGAUUAGUUCGUGA